AUGAUCGAUGCCUUCACAACCUAUGCGGUUAGCGCUCUAGCCGCUACAAGUGUCAUACGUAGCAUAGUUGGUGGGUGUCUCCCAAUCGCUGGGCUACCGCUGUACUCUGCUCUUGGUUAUGGAUGGGGGAACUCACUUCUUGGAUUCGUUACCAUUGUAGUGUCUAUCGCACCUCUUCUGUUCUGGCGCUACGGCGAGGCUCUGCGCAAGAAGUAUGAUGUUCAAUUUGAAGAGUAA
Molecule: messenger RNA, 237 nt
Organism: Fusarium musae
Lineage: Eukaryota; Fungi; Ascomycota; Sordariomycetes; Hypocreales; Nectriaceae
Exons: 2
Coding region: 1-237 (78 amino acids)
Biological process (GO): transmembrane transport
Molecular function (GO): transmembrane transporter activity
Source: RefSeq, a predicted model, not a curated record